Messenger RNA from Cydia pomonella (codling moth), 1303 nucleotides. RefSeq lists its product as uncharacterized. The transcript is spliced from 4 exons. NCBI's taxonomy places the organism in Eukaryota, Metazoa, Arthropoda, Insecta, Lepidoptera, Tortricidae. The coding region runs from base 575 to 1303 and encodes 242 amino acids. The record is from RefSeq and is a predicted model, not a curated record.
AUGCUAUUUAACUUAAUCAAACAAUUGAAAACUUUCACAUAUCAAUAUCAUUUCGAACAUCGAUCGUCUGCUUUUAUUAUCAAAUGUAUAACCUUAUACUAAAGACUAAUCAAUAUGUAGGUAAACAAGUCUUAGGCAAGUGAACACGUGCAUAGGGGCCUUAUUAGGUAAAAACAAAUUUCCGAUUAUCUUUGAAAUGGAGUAAAUUAGAAUACCGGUGUCAUUGAGAAAGUGACUUUAUUUAAGCUCAGGAAUGCACCCUUAAUAUUAAAGGAGUUUAAAAAAACACCGUAUAUUAAGCAUUAACCUCUCAAACUCAUCAAACUAAUUCAAUCAUAAACUGACUGGUCUUAGAAACAAGUAUAUUAAUUUGUUUUCUGUUCUGUUUUCUAAGCGGUUAAAAUCGUUUAUCAUUGUUAGAUUUUAAUUAUUUAUCUUAGGAGUAACGUAACACUGAUAUUAUUUGUGUGUAGGUAAUAAAUCAGGUUUUUUUCAUAUUUUAAUGUAAAUUAUUAUUGGUUUAUGCUGAUUGCUAAAUUAAUUAAAAUAUCCAUCAAGCGUGACCAGAAGGGACAUGAAAAACCACCAUGUCAGUAUAGUUAUGAUGACUGUGACUCUAGCAUACAGUGCCCCUAUUGAAUACGAGUAUGUUUCCAUCGAAGUCACCCCAAGUAUACCAAUCGAGAGACAAAAUGGCGACUCCAAUUCAGGAAGCUGCUGCCAAUCUGGCUCUCAGAGUUGUUGCCCUUAUGACUACGAUGACACGUGUGAAACUGCAAGCAAUAGAACCUUGUGUGGUUACAAUAAAAACCAAAAGAAACCUGAUGAAAUGCCAAACGCAACAAUAUACGGUCUUCCUUGCCGAGUGAACGAUGAUCGUCUCGAGUGCGGAUAUAACGGACCUUAUAUAACCGAUCGGAUACCAAAUUUUCCAAAUAUGAAUCAUCCAAAUAACCCAGACUGCUGCAGUUGUUGUAACCAAGAAACUACUAAAGAAGUGGCUAGUGAAGCCACAAAAACAGCAACAACAAUAAAAACGACAGCAGCUACUGUAACUACUAUCAAAUUCAGAGUUGAAACUACAACCUCUACCACUACCACCACUGCCACUACCCCGAAACCUGUCACUACCACAAAAAAAUACGAAAAAACUACGAAGUUCAUGAAGUUGGCUUCUAAAUCACCCAAUCUGGACUUUACAACGACCAAUCGGCCAACUACAUCAUGCGAGACCGUGGAGGAGAGAUGUGUUAUCACAUAUGACAGUCCUUGUAUACCGGAACCACCUUGUCGCCAAGAUUAG